Molecule: messenger RNA, 1059 nt
Organism: Oryza brachyantha (malo sina)
Lineage: Eukaryota; Viridiplantae; Streptophyta; Magnoliopsida; Poales; Poaceae
Product: 2-acetamido-2-deoxy-D-galactose-binding seed lectin 2-like
Exons: 2
Molecular function (GO): carbohydrate binding; ATP binding
Source: RefSeq, a predicted model, not a curated record
AUGGCGGGGUUCCUUCACUACAGACUCUGCGCCGGCUACCUCCUCCUCCUCAUCUUCCUAUCCAUGACAUUGCCACCCGACGCAGCUCGCAGCUGCUUCAUCGCUGCAGCACCAGCACCAGUAUCCUUCAACUACAACUUCACCGGCGACAACCCAUCCAGCUACCUCCACGAGCUGACAUUCCAGGACGACGCGACGACGGAGCCGCAAACAAUUGGCCCCGUCAACCUCACAUGUAGCUUGAUAAUUUGCAAGCGCAGCGGCCGGAUGACCUACGCUCGUCCGGUGCAACUCUACCACCAAGCCAAUGGCGGCCGCACCGAGGUGGCCAGCUUCUUCACCAGCUUCACCUUCCCCAUCGGCCCAAUCAAGGGCAACUGCAGAGGGGAUGGCAUGGCUUUCUUCCUCGCCGGUUUCCCUUCCAAGGUGCCGUACCAGUCGGCCGGGGGCAACCUCGGGCUCAUCUCUAACGGGGAGACCAACGCCCCUGCCUCGGACCAGUUCAUCGCCGUCGAGUUCGACAUCGGCAACGAAUACGGCGUCGACGAGGAACGCCAAGACCACAUCGCCAUCGACAUCAACUCUGUCAAGAGCUCUGUCAAUAAAACGAUCUUGCCCAACAACUUAACCCUCGACGGCAAAAUGACAGCCGAUAUCUCCUUCGACGGCAGCACGCGGAUGCUGGUCGCCUCCCUCCGGUUUCUUGACCAUCCAUCAUUGUCUGCACCGCUUAUUCAGGUGAGCGCAAAACUGGAAGGUCUGGUCACGUCGCCGUCGCUGCCGCAGCAGGUGGCCGUGGGGUUUUCUGCAUCCACCGGCUUUUGCCAGGAGCUCAGUCAGAUACUGUGAUGGUCAUUCAACUCAACCCUUUCGCUAAUAGACAAAGCAACAGACCAUUUCUCAGCGAAUUGCAAGGUUGGGAGGGGCGGCUUUGGGGUGGUCUACAAAGGACACCUGAAGCUGUUGGGUCGUGACGUUGCUGUGAAGAAGAUACUGAAGGAGCUCGGCUUAAAGGUAUCUAUCAACUGGAUGAGGAUGUCAAAUAUUAUCUUGCAGUAA